GGGCAGCCGGGGUAGUUGCAACGACUCGGGGGAUACCUCACCGUCUCAAUCCAUCGACGAUCACGUCACCAGUCUGGCCAGUCUUCGGUCAACGUUCUACCUCGGACAUUGUCAAAAGUGUUCAAGGCUCAGUCUCCAUCACUCGCACUUCGACUUGUUCUACUUGGAAGCUACAUUCCGCAGCGGGUCGACCGAUAGGCACAGUGCUGUGUAGCCCAACGACCUAGCUUGUGAUACAGGCAGGAUGUCUCAACCCGAUACCUACCUAGGCCUCGGAGCGCCUAUCGUCUCAAGCUCUACCGGCCAAGAUCACGAACUAGAUCGCAAUCGACUGCGAGAGCUCAAGCAACACCAACAGCUUCAAGACCAACCUCUUAUGACCCAAUCCGUCCAACCCCAACCUCAGACCCUUCACGAAUCUGGUUAUACAUUGACGGAUGUCAAUCACAACAUUCAUGGACCUACCGAGAUGUCCAACGCUCUGCUUCAAGGAGCUUCGGAGGAGAGGAUCAAGGUGGAACAACAGAUCGAGGUUGGAAAGGCUCUGGCGGGGGACUUGCAAAAGGGAGCUACAGUGCAUACCUUUGAUCCAGAUGCGAGUACCGCGCAGAAAGCUAGAGAGGCCGCUGGGAUCGAUCCAUCGUCCGCUUUGGCUGCGGGACCCAGCUCUGCUCGCGCGCUGGUCAUCGAUUCUACACCCGCCUCGAACCUCCCUGCUCCUACCAUCUCGGUCGACGAUAUCAAUCGAGCCUCGAGGGAGGAAGGAGAAGGAUUCGGCGGGGAAAAGGUCGAGCCGGUGGUAUCAUCUACCCAGAAGGUCGAGACCUUGCAGAAGAGCACGAUCGGAUGGCUAGACUCCAUCGGCGGCGUCAAGUCUCCAAACUCUAUCACCGAAUCCUCCGAAUCUAUCCAACGCACUCCCUCUCGAAACUGGUUUACCGAGAAUAUCCCUCUUGAAUUCUAUGGGACCGCCUACCACAAUGCCGGUUUGAUCCUCUUUGCCGUCCUCUCCACUCGCGCCAUCACGCUCCUUCGGCUGAGUUGGGGUUGGCUCGUCGUCCUCCUAGCGUUCUGUAUGACGAUGUACUCCAUUUCUAUCGAACGAACGAGGGCGAGAGCGAGGGACGAUAUUCAGAGGGAGUUGAUGAAGAGCAGGUUGGUUAGCGAGAGCGAGUCGGCGGACUGGAUCAACAGUCUACUGGAUCGGGCUUGGUUGAUCGCCGAGCCAUUGUUGAGCGCUACGGUCGUAGCCUCGGUCGAUGAGGCUUUGAAAUCCGCUGCCUUUGGUCCUGUCGAAUCCAUCCGACUCACUACAUUCACCCUCGGCAACAAGGCUCCUCGGAUCGAUUCCAUCCGGACGUAUCCUAUGACCCCGGACGACGAGGUCAUCAUGGAAUGGGCCCUCUCGUUCACCCCAAAUGACCUGGAAGACUUGACGCCCAAGCAGGCCAAGUCGAAGGUGAACCCAAAGGUCGUGCUCAGUAUCAAGUUGGGCAAGGGGUUUGUAGGCGGGUCGAUCCCGGUCUUGUUGGAAGAUAUCAGCUUCAAGGGAUCUAUGCGAAUCAAGCUCAAGUUGAUGUCCAACUUUCCUCACGUCCAGAUGGUCCACAUGUCGUUCAUGGAAAAGCCCGAAUUCGACUAUGUGCUCAAACCGCUCGGUGGAGAAAAGUUUGGCAUGGACGUCAAUAAUAUUCCUGGGCUUUCCGGAUUCAUCAAGGAUCAGGUUCAUGCCAAUUUGGGACCGAUGAUGUACGACCCCAAUGUCUUUACGAUCAACCUGGAGCAGCUACUCUCUGGUACCCCUCUCGACUCGGCCAUCGGUAUCUUGAAAGUCACAAUCGAAUCUGCCAACGGACUCAAGGCUGUCAAACUUGGAGGUGGUGCGCCCGACCCUUAUGUCGUGAUGGGCGUGGGUCUCAAACCCGCUGUCAACAAAACCAAAGUCAAGCACAGCACGAGCCACCCUGUCUGGAAUGAAACGCAAUACAUCCUUGUUAACACACUCAAUGAAUCGCUCAAUCUAUCCGUCUUUGACUACAAUGAGCACCGGUCCGAUAACGCGCUCGGCACCUCCGUGUUCGAUCUCGCCAGCCUUAUCACCGAUGCAGAGCAGUCAGGUCUCAGCUCCAAGAUCGUGCAAGACGGCAAGGACCGAGGAUCUAUCAAGUACAACCUAUCGUUCUAUCCCGUACUCACGCCAAAGGCUCUUCCAGACGGGACGCUCGAGCCUCCUCCUGAGAGCUCGACCGGUAUCGUCCGUCUUACUAUACACCAGGCCAAAGACCUCGACUUGUCACGGUCGAGCGGCACCUUGAGCCCAUAUGCGGCGGUAUACCUCGGUGGCAAUCGGGAGAUCCAUCGGACGGCCACUAUGAAGGCGUCCAAUUCCCCCACUUGGGAAUCUGCGACCGAGUUCUUGGUCCCCGACAAGACCAACUCUACAAUUACGAUCAAGCUGUUCGACGACCGCGCAUUGCGAGAUCCGUCGUUGGGUACGGCGGUGAUCCGCCUGGAAGACCUCCUUCAAGCCAAGGAUCGUCAGCAAGACUGGUUUCCUUUGUCAGGGGUUCGAUCGGGCAAAGUCAGGAUCACGACCGACUGGAAACCGUUGUUGCUCCCCGGGAGUGUAGGAGGCUCGGCGGCUUACACCGCUCCCAUCGGUGUCAUGCGUAUCUGGCUCAAGAAAGCUGUCGACUUGAAGAAUCUGGAGUUCGGUCUGGGCGGCAAGAGCGAUCCCUACGUUCGAGUCUUGCUCAAUCAUCAAAUCCUCGCCAAGACAGAGGUAGUCGAUAACAACCUGAACCCGGAAUGGGACGAGAUUGUGUACAUCCCUGUUCACCACGCGAACGAUCACGUCAUUCUCGAAAUCAUGGAUCAUCAGAAUCUCACAAAGGAUCGCCACCUCGGUACGGUCGAGGUCAAGGUAUCGGAUUACAUCCUGGUGGACAAAGCCAACAAUGAAACCCCUUACCUGUCCAAUGGAGGCAAAGAUCGCGCGGAUGCUGUGCUACUGGGUAAUGGUCAGGCCGACAAGGGCCGCUUGCAUUAUCACGUCUCAUUUGUACCCAGUGUCGCUCUGAAGGGUGGAGUUCACUUCGAACCGGUCGCGGAUCCGUCCAAGGUAUUGGCGGGUAGACCACUCAACAUGCCCAACGGAGACAGCGAUAAUGCAUCACUUCGAUCGGCGAUAGGCGACGGAGGAAGCGUCAAAGAACCCGAAGAGGAGCAAUCGGGUGUUACGUUGGGGAUUAACGAGCUCUUGCGAGAACAAUCGGGAGUCCUUGUUCUCCAGGUAAUCGCCGGGAUGAUGCCGAAAAAGGGUCGUUUCGAAGUCUUGGUCGAUGAGAACGCUACACCGAGUUUCCAAACGGAAAAGGCAAGGGGUCACAAAAACACCUGGGACCAGAUCGGCGAAUUGGUCAUUCGGGAGCUCGAUUUUAGUCAACUCACGCUCAGAAUGAAUGAAAACGAUCCGGACGACAAGCCAGAUGUCUAUGCAGAGCUGCGAGUGCUCACGCGCAACUUGCUGGAAGCCGCUUGGGACGCGCCAACGACUUAUACUCUCAACGUUGUAGGGGGAGCAGCAUCCGAGAAAACGACCGUACUCUUGCAAGCACGCUAUGUUCCGCUGCGAAUGGCACUCGAGAUGCGCGAGAGUGUGAUCAAUAUGGGCAUACUUGGAGUGGAACUGAUUGAUGCCAAAGGGCUCCAGGGGUCUGACCGAAGUGGAAAAAGCGAUCCCUACGUGGUCUUUACUCUCGGUGGAGAAAAGGUCUUUAAAUCGCAAGUCAAGAAAAAGACGCUGGCACCGACAUGGAACGAGCGUUUCGAGGCGGUGGUCCCGUCGAGAUUCAACUCGAGAUUUACUUUCGAGAUCUUCGACUGGAAUCAGAUCGAGAGUGCAAAAUCGCUAGGCACGGGAUCCAUCGAUCUUGUCAGCAUCGAGCCAUUUGAGGCGUCCGAGGUUACUCUGCCCGUAAUGACCGUCAAGGAUGGUGUGCGAGGCACCUUGCGUCUGAGAACGGUCUUCACCCCGCAAUUGAUCGCUCGAGUGCGUCGACAUACUGGCACCUUGUCAGCCGCUGGCCGGACCUUGUCGACGGUCGGUUCGACAGUAGGUGCUGCUCCAAUCAUGGUCGGUAAAGGGGUCGGGCACGGUCUUGUCGCUGGAGGUUCCGGUGUGGUCCAUGGGGUUGGGGCUGUUGGCACCGGAGUCGCUCAUGGAGUAGGCGCUGUCGGAGGAUUCGCCGGACGUAAAGUCGGAGGCUUGAUCAAGAGAAAGGACAAGCACGGAAACGAGGUAUUGGUCGAGGAACCCUUGAUGGGAGAAGAAGGUUCAUACGAGGUGAUCAACGAGAGGGGUCACGCACGCAUGCCAUCGCACAAGGGGUCGCUGGCGCCGUCGACGACACAGGCGGGACGCAUCUCGAUCACGUGCCUGAGGGCAAAAGGUAUCUCUGGGACUGCUUCGGGCGAUGUCAAGCCUUAUAUCGUCCUGCAGACGGACAAGCAGAAGUAUCACACGCAUCAUGCGAAACGGAGCGAGGAACCCGAAUGGAACGAGACUUUCAACUUUGAUGCAUCAGCCAGCGCGCUCACGGUCAAGAUGUACGAUCGAAAGACGAUUGGCAAAGACAAGGAGGUGGGAGAGGCCUUGAUCGAGCUGAACGACCUCGAGGGGGCAAGCGCGGAGCGAUGGGUCGAGCUGAGCAAUGGCCGGGGCCAGAUUUACCUUCGAAUUGAUGCGGGCGAUGCGGGUGCCGCUUCACUACGUCGAUUGAAGACGCCUAGCAUGCGGUCGCUGGUGAGCGGAGGAGGAGCAGGCAAUACAUCCAGCCCGGGAAGGUUUUCCUUCAGGAAGACCGGAAGUUGAGCUUGUGUGCGCAGCGAUCGUAAGCCGAGCGCGGGUCAGGAGCCCGGUCGCUGCGAGAGAGAAUGUGCUUGUCGGUUUGGAGAGAGAACUGGGAGAAGGAGGGGAAGCGAGCGAGCGAGAGACGCGAUUGUGUCAGUCGCGUGCUGUAAUCAUGGACGGGGGUUGUCACGAACCCGGCCCGAGCUACAUGAUAUAAUUUACUCCGAAGCCCGAGGAAA
Molecule: messenger RNA, 5091 nt
Organism: Filobasidium floriforme
Lineage: Eukaryota; Fungi; Basidiomycota; Tremellomycetes; Filobasidiales; Filobasidiaceae
Product: C2 domain-containing protein
Exons: 14
Coding region: 245-4873 (1542 amino acids)
Molecular function (GO): lipid binding
Source: RefSeq, a predicted model, not a curated record